Aricia agestis (brown argus) is the source of this 1318-nucleotide messenger RNA. RefSeq names its product peptidyl-prolyl cis-trans isomerase CYP21-1-like. Gene Ontology annotation, molecular function: peptidyl-prolyl cis-trans isomerase activity. The record is from RefSeq and is a predicted model, not a curated record. Gene Ontology annotation, biological process: protein peptidyl-prolyl isomerization. Bases 58 to 1257 code for a protein of 399 amino acids. Lineage: Eukaryota; Metazoa; Arthropoda; Insecta; Lepidoptera; Lycaenidae. The transcript has 11 exons.
AUUUAUUCCAAUAUUACAGUUCAUACUAGGUAUUACGUAAGGUAUCAACGUGAUGCGAUGCACCGAGCGCGCGAGCGGUUGUGCGGCGCGGUGAUGGAGCACCCCGCCCUGCGCACCCCCCCGCCGGAGGAGCCCCGCUCGCCCCCGCCGCCCCCGCGCCGAACUGUGCAGUUCAAACUGCCACCGAGAUCCCCACUCAUGCCGAAAGAUUUCUACACGAUGUGGUGCAACCAUAGAAAAGAGCUGCAGCAGGCCCAGCCCAAGGUGGACGCGCGGCCCCCUCCACUGCGGCCCGCGCUGUACCUGCAGCCGCGCCGCCUGCACCACUACGCGCGGGAGGUCGAGCACAACAUGAACAACAACAAGGAGCUGCUCAAGCGCAUCAACUAUAUACAGAGGACUGGGGGUUUCGUGGACUGCCACCUGCGGAGGGGGCGCGCCGCCGGGCGAGUCAGGCUACUCGGCCGCAAGCGACAGCGGGACCUCGACGACACACGACACAGGAAUAUCCACUUCCAACAGAGAAUCAACAACGCGAGAUCUGAUCAGCCUCUAACUAAGGAACUGGAGAGAGAAUGGAAAAAAACAAAAGAGAAAUUAAUUUUAGGCGCAUCAUUGCCAUUUAUACUGUUCAAGACAGAGAAAAUCGACAAAGGUAUAAAAGACCCGAAGUUCGACCGACCGCUCGGCGUGCAUAGAAACAAGGCCAGCAUGGAAGUGUGCGUGUUGGGCGGGAGCAAGCUGGGGCGAGCGGUGGUCGAGCUGUUCUCGGACGUGGUGCCCCGCACCUGCGAGCUGUUCCUGCGCCUGCUGCGAGGUGACGCCGGCUGCGGGUACCAGGGCACCAGGAUCUUCAGAGUGGUGCCGAACUUGUACUGUCGCGGGGGUGACGUGGUGAAGGACAACGGGUUCGGGUGCUACCAGCCCCCGGGCGGGAAGGAGCUCGCCCCGGAGAACUACCAGCUGAACCACUCCGUCCCAGGUACGUUGUCGAUGGUGGUGAGCGAGGGGCAGGUAUGCGGCCAGUUCAACAUCAUAUUCAAACCCCUGCCGCAGUUCGACGGCAAACACGUCGUGUUCGGCAGAAUCGUGGGCGGUCCCCCGGCGUUGCUGGAGCGCAUUAGCGCGCUGGGCCUGCCGCUGGGCGCGACGUCGGCGCUGCUGGUGCUCGCGCGGUGCGGCUGGCACGACCGCCGCGGACGAUACCACGACGCCAAACCUAACACCUUACUCCGGAAUAAGGACCUGUUGCCGUAACGCUUCCAGUGAACGAAGGUUUUUGAAUAAUUGUUUUUUGUUUCAUAAAUUGCUUGUUUAC